Amborella trichopoda is the source of this 661-nucleotide messenger RNA. RefSeq lists its product as uncharacterized. The record is from RefSeq and is a predicted model, not a curated record. Gene Ontology annotation, cellular component: spliceosomal complex. Lineage: Eukaryota; Viridiplantae; Streptophyta; Magnoliopsida; Amborellales; Amborellaceae. Gene Ontology annotation, molecular function: RNA binding. Gene Ontology annotation, biological process: mRNA splicing, via spliceosome.
AAUCCUCUCUCUCUCAGGCGUCCACCGAAGAGUUUAGGGCAAGAUUUCAGGCGAGGUUCCAGUGACUUCCGGGCAGUUUACGGCCAAGAGUUUACACCAGACUGGUUUGAUUGGUAAAUUGCUGCGGUUCAGCCACGGUUCGGUUGCCGGUCCAGUCUUGACAACAUAACUCCCAAUUUCUAGGGUUUCUUGGGUCUUAGGGUUUAGCAGCCAUGGCGACUACAAGAGUUCAACGUAUUAUGACCCAGCCUAUUAAUCUCAUUUUCCGGUUCCUCCAGAGUAAAGCUCGGAUCCAGAUUUGGCUUUUUGAGCAGAAGGAUUUGCGAAUUGAAGGGCGCAUAAUUGGGUUUGAUGAGUAUAUGAAUCUGGUCCUGGAUGAUGCUGAUGAACUCAACAUCAAGAGAAACACCAGGAAGCCCCUUGGCAGGAUUCUUUUAAAAGGUGACAAUAUUACUCUCAUGAUGAGCACGGGAAAAUGAUUGGAGGAUCUGGAGCACUCAUACCCGAUCGCGUUUGGAUCGUAUUAUCAUGUGUCUCCAUCCUUGCACUUGAAUUUUAAAAUCUUAGAACACUCACAAAUCCUCAUUUACAAUCAGAGCCUUCUUUGUACCUAUGUUGUAUUCGCUUUCCAUUUUGAAGUAAAAUAGUUGUUUCUCAUUUA